UUCAAAAUCAAGUGCAAUUACCUGGAGUGAUAGUCGAAAAGCAGAAUAUCGAACAGAUAUAUAAAGAAGAUGAAGUACAAGUUGAAGUAACUGAACAACUGAGAGAAGACGGGCAGGAAAUUCAAGAUUCAAUUCAAGCAGAACAGUGUAGUAAGAUGAUUGAAGGUAAAUAUGGCUCUACAGAUGUGCAGCAAGAUAGAGUGAAUGGACAUGAACAUCAGAAACAUAUGCAAGAAGUUGCGUUGAUUGUUGAUAAGCAGAAUGUUGAAGUCAAGAAGUAUCAAGUGAAUGAAGAGCAAGUUCAAGUGAUUGAACAAAAGACAGAACAUGUAAACCAAAGUGCAGAACCAAUACAGCACAUGAAGGUGAUUGAUUGUCAAAAUGGAUCUUCAAAGCAACAAAAUGAACAGAAAGAUGAAGUGAAUGGACAGCAGAGUGAAAAUCAAAUGCGAGUAAUUGCAGUGGGUGUUGAAAAGUCUAAUUUUUCAGAACAGACACGUAAUGUGAAUGAAGAAGAACAAGUUGAAGUGACUGAACAGAGAGAAUAUGGGCAGCAAAGUCAAGUAGCUAGUCAAGAAGAGCAACAUAGCAAGGUGAUUGACUGUCAAAAUAGCAAGGUGAUUGACUGUCAAAAUAGCAAAGUGAUUGACUGUCAAAAUGGAUCUUCAGAGCAACAAAAUAAACAGCAAGAAUAUGUGAAUGAGGAUCAAUUGCAAGAAAUCAUUGUGAGUUGUGAAAAGCAGAUUGACACAAAACUGAAACACAAAGUGGCGGAUGAGCGUAUUGAAGUAAGUACGGAUAAAAUAGUUGAAGAAUAGUACCAAACUAAAGAACAAUUGUGUGAAGUGAUUGAACAACAUAGUCAAGCUGUCAAAAGAGAUAUACAGUUACAUGGAGAAGCAGUUGAAGCAAUUCGGUCUGGACCAGAAGCACAGCAAAGUGGUAUGAUUUCAGAACAAAACAGACCGCAAGAUCAAAUUGAAUUAACAAGUAUGCAGGAGUUAUUGUCUAAGAAGCAAGAGAAAGAUGCGGCUACUGUAGUCAAUUCAAAUGUUUCUAUUGCAAGUCAGAAAUUCUCCCACCAUGUUUUGUCAAACUUGUCUGAGCUGGUGGAAAACAACAUUAAGGUGCAGGGAAAGAUGCAGAAGCUGCUGGAAAAUAAAAUUAAGGUGCAGGAAAAGACACAUAAGCUGCUGGAAAAUAACAUUAAGGAGGUGAAGACACUUCAGGUUCAGGAAAACUUGUUGAAGGAGUUAGCAGAUACCAUUCGAAAUCCUGUUAUAGAAAAAAGACCAAUGCCAAUCAUUGGUCCUUGCGGAGAGAGGGAAUAUGAUGAAGGAUACGAGCAGAAUAUUCUAAGCCAGGAUUUGGAAAGUAGUUCAUAUAAAUCUAGGCUUUAUUGUUAUGAUGAAGGAUACGAGCAGAAUAUUCUAAGUCAGGAUUUGGAAAGUAGUUCAAAUAAAUCUAGGCUUUAUUGUUAGGAUUCUUAUAAUUAUUAGGAUUAUUUCUUUAGGAUUCUUUAAGGAUAUUCCUAAUUAUUCUAGAAUUAUCUUGGCCUCCCUAUA
Rosa chinensis is the source of this 1565-nucleotide messenger RNA. RefSeq lists its product as uncharacterized. The transcript is spliced from 3 exons. The record is from RefSeq and is a predicted model, not a curated record. Lineage: Eukaryota; Viridiplantae; Streptophyta; Magnoliopsida; Rosales; Rosaceae. Bases 945 to 1481 code for a protein of 178 amino acids.